AUGAUAUGCAGUAAUGAGCAAGAAUGCGACGAUGGCAGUAGAAGAAGAGGCAAGAAAAUGAGAGAACCUACUUCGUCCGACACUAAUUCCACUUGCAUCGGCCGGGGAUCGAACCCCUGGGCCAACAGGGGGAAGGUGAAGACGUCGCUGGAGAACCCCACGCUGUACCACGUCAUCCAGAAGCAGAGGAACCAAGUGCGGCAGUACCUGUGCGAGACGCGCCAGCCCGGCGGGUCCGCGGGCUCGGGCGGGGGCGGCGGCGGUGGCGGGGGCGGCUCUGGGGCAGGGGCGGCGCUGGGCGCGCGCCUCAGCGAGCUGCAGUCGGAGCUGGGGCAGGCUCAGAGCGCCCCGCCCACCAUGCUGCGGCGCGCCCCCUCGUCCGCCUCCGCCACCGCCCCCAGCCCCGACGCCGCCAUGUCGCCGUCCCUCAGCUCCGUCACCACGAGCGCCUCCGAGGUGCACAUGUUCGAAGCUGCAAAAGGUGAAUACGUCUGGCGAUAA
This is a messenger RNA of Gryllus bimaculatus (two-spotted cricket), 501 nucleotides long. NCBI's taxonomy places the organism in Eukaryota, Metazoa, Arthropoda, Insecta, Orthoptera, Gryllidae. The record is from the annotation of a GenBank genome assembly.